AUGGCCCUACCGAAGGUAGGGGCGGAAAACCUAGAAGUCCGCCAGCGGGUGGCAACAAGACUGCCAGCGGCCCUCGCUGCUGGAACUAGUAAGGCAGGCCCAAGUAACCUAUCCCCAAAAACAGGAGCCAGUGAUGCGGCCAACCUGGGGCCUGCCAAACAGACAAGAUACAAUUGUGAGGACUGCGGGAAGGCGUUCUACACCAAGAAUGGACUUACAAGACACAGACCCGCGUGUGGCACCGUAGAGCGGACCAAAUGCCAGUACUGCGGGUCGGAGUUUUCAUCUUUUACUGGCGUGCGACUGCAUGAGCACAGGGCACACGCCGCUGCAGUAAAUGACGAGAAGAGGGAGAGGCUGAAAAGGCCGGAAUCUGAACUGAUGCAGAUAAUGGCGAGAAUAGAAGCUGCCACUAUAAAGGGGCAACCCUUUAUAGACAGGAUGAUACCGGCCUUACUCGCGACCAAGUGCGGCACAGAAGAAAACAAACCCGUUUACAAGGAGUACCUCUGUGCCGCCAAGAGAUCCAAACAAACAAUCUCCCUUUCCCUCGGCCUGUGCCCUCGGCUGGCAGCGCGCGCCAGUGCCCAUGUGGAAACUCCUAACAUCGAGGGUGAAUCAGUCCACACUGAGACAACUGCGGAGCAAUCUCCGCAGGAUAUUACCAACAAAGAGGACAGCGAAGACGACGGAGACGGUAAGACACCUAGAGCACAUAUUGUUGUUACACCAAUUUUGCAGAACGGCGGUACGAAGCGACAACGUAAUGAGUCGAUGUCGCCUCUCAUGCAGCCGACGCCUAGAAGGGCGCGAUGCGAUCACGACCUCACUCCCCCCCAUGCACAGCCCAAGACCCAGGUUACUGUCAACCACCAGCUGCGCAGCUAUCUCGUCACUGAGCGGGAGGCUGCGGCAGCUGACGGCCUGGGUCAUGUUGUGGAGCUGUGCAAUGCGGGUCUCGAGCUAGCCAACGUGCAGCUGGGCCCCUAUAUCGAUGACUGGAUUAAAAAGCACUUUCCAGAACAGCGGGGUGGUAAGAAGGGGAGAAAAGGGGAACAAACCCCCUCAGAGAAACUACGCCCAAAUAACAACAGGGCGGGGUCCUAG
Acanthoscelides obtectus is the source of this 1107-nucleotide messenger RNA. The record is from the annotation of a GenBank genome assembly. Lineage: Eukaryota; Metazoa; Arthropoda; Insecta; Coleoptera; Chrysomelidae.